Cannabis sativa is the source of this 1796-nucleotide messenger RNA. Its product is annotated as sugar transporter ERD6-like 5. The coding region runs from base 117 to 1616 and encodes 499 amino acids. Gene Ontology annotation, molecular function: sugar transmembrane transporter activity. The transcript is spliced from 18 exons. Gene Ontology annotation, biological process: transmembrane transport; carbohydrate transport. Lineage: Eukaryota; Viridiplantae; Streptophyta; Magnoliopsida; Rosales; Cannabaceae. Gene Ontology annotation, cellular component: membrane. The record is from RefSeq and is a predicted model, not a curated record.
ACAAAUAACUAUUUUGCUUUUUGUUCGAGCUCUGCUCGUACAGAAAAGUUUUCAGGUCACGUUUCAGUCUUUCUGCUUUUUAUUCAUCAAUUGGUGUUUUCGUAGACUUUCACGACAUGGGUAAAGAAAGCAUGGAAGAAGGGCAACUGUCAAAUCCUCUGUUGAAUGUUAAAGAUAGAGGUGGAGGUGGUCAUAGUGGAGAUGAGGGUUCUAAGAUUUUCAUUUCUAGACAAGGCGGUACUAGCCAUGAUCCUGAAUCAGAUGAUGAGUCUUCCUCUGUUACCACUAUGCUAGUUCUUACCACGUUGGUUGCUGUUUGUGGGUCCUAUGUUUUCGGCUCUGCUGUGGGAUAUUCUUCACCAGCUCAGUCUGGAAUUGUAGAUGACCUGGGUCUUACUGUGGCAGAGUACUCACUUUUCGGUUCCAUUUUGACAAUUGGGGCCAUGAUUGGUGCUAUAGUUAGUGGUAAAAUAGCUGAUUACAUUGGUAGAAGAGGUACAAUGGGAUUUUCAGAGGUGUUCUGCAUUGUAGGAUGGCUUUUUAUAGUUUUUGCCAAGGUUGCUUGGUGGCUUGACCUUGGAAGACUUCUAGUAGGAUGUGGAAUGGGACUUCUGUCUUAUGUGGUACCUGUCUAUAUAGCAGAAAUAACCCCUAAGAAUCUUAGAGGUGGAUUUACCACUGUUCAUCAGUUGAUGAUAUGUUGUGGGGUGUCAUUGACAUAUCUUAUUGGGGCUUUUGUAAAUUGGAGGAUCUUGGCUCUUCUUGGAACAAUUCCAUGUCUGGUACAGCUUCUUGGCCUAUUCUUUAUUCCAGAAUCUCCCAGAUGGCUCGCAAAGAUAGGCCGAGAAAAUGAGUGUGAAGCUGCUUUACAGCGCCUUAGGGGGGAAAAUGCCAAUAUUUCUAAAGAAGUUGCUGAAAUCAAAGAUUACACAGAAACUCUUGGAAGGCUUUCUGAAGCUAGCAUUACUGACCUGUUCCAAUGGAGAUAUGCCCAUUCACUUCUAGUUGGAGUUGGCUUGAUGGUCUUGCAACAAUUCGGAGGUGUAAACGGCAUUGCGUUUUAUGCAAGUGCAAUUUUCAUUUCAGCUGGGUUUUCUGGAAGUGUUGGUACGAUAGCAAUGGUGGUUGUUCAGGUUCCAAUGACGGCAUUGGGAGUGGUUUUGAUGGACAAAUCUGGAAGAAGGCCACUUCUUUUGGUUUCUUCUGCUGGCACAUGCUUAGGUUGUCUUCUUGUGGGAUUGUCCUUCAUCUUUCAGGACAUUCAAAAAUGGAAUGAGGCUACACCCUUUUUAGCACUUGCUGGAGUACUGGUUUAUACAGGAUCAUUCUCAUUAGGUAUGGGAGGAAUUCCUUGGGUUAUAAUGUCAGAGAUAUUUCCAAUAAACAUGAAAGGGUCAGCGGGAAGUCUGGUGACAUUGGUGAGCUGGUUAGGCUCGUGGAUUAUAUCAUAUUUUUUCAACUUCUUAAUGAAUUGGAGCUCAUCAGGGACAUUUUUUGGAUUCUCAUGCAUAUGUGGGUUAACCGUUUGGUUUGUCGCCAUGUUGGUACCGGAGACAAAGGGAAGAACGCUAGAAGAAAUACAAGCAUCCUUGAAUCCCAUUUCGAAAAACACAUGAUUCACUAUUCACUAUCACACUUUUUAAUUUAUUAAUCAUGUCCAACAAAACAUCAAUCUAUAACAAAGAUCCCAACUGUUAAAAGAACUUGAAGGAGUGGUAUAUUAUAAUAUAGAUUGUAAAAUUUGGAUCGAUAUUUUAUUAUUAUUAUUUUUUUAAUUUUAUGUAAGGUUGCUCAUA